Vigna umbellata (rice bean) is the source of this 2654-nucleotide messenger RNA. The record is from RefSeq and is a predicted model, not a curated record. Lineage: Eukaryota; Viridiplantae; Streptophyta; Magnoliopsida; Fabales; Fabaceae.
ACCAAAUAUUUUGUGAUUGAAGGGUAAUACUCAUUACAUGCGGUGCAAAGAGACCCACAUGCUCCAAAACCAGCUGAAUGGUGCAAGUUCAAAGAUUCCACUUCUGUUUUCUCCUUUCCACCGAAUUUAAAUUAAAAAAGAGUACCAAAUUAUUAAAAAAAUCUGUAUAAUGCUACAUGUCCCAAGUCCACUACCACCCUCAACGUUGAAAGGUACUUGAAGCCAGAACAUCCUAGUACCUCUGGGGUCUUUGAGGGUGUCUCUGUUGUCCAAGGUAUCAUCAUCUUGAAUGGCAGUAAUAAUGGCUUUGCAUGGUUAUUGUUACAACAAUAUAAAGUUGGGAAAUCAGCGAAGAGCACUACACAAUCUCAGUUUUCCAGGCUCAAUUUCAGUUCGUAAAUUGCCAAAGAAUAGAAGGUCAAAAUCUGAUAAGUCAGAGAAUGAUAAAUUUCCUAGAUUCCUGGUUGAAAUGCGACAGACAGGAUUGCCUCCAUCAAAAUAUGGUACAAAUGGUAGAGUUGUUAAAAUGGUUCCAACAAAUGAGGUAGUGAAAAGAAAGACAAUGUUAGAGAAUAAAGUGGAAAUAGGGAGCAGUUCAAAGCAAGAUGUUAAUGGAGCAAGUUUAGUAAGAAGGGACCCUAGCCUGGCCUUGACAAAGACAGUGAAAUCUGGAACCUCUAAAGAACUUCCACCACUAGAAGAGCUAAAAGUUUUGCCCUCGGAUGAAGGCUUCAGUUGGGCCAAUGAAAAUUACAAUUCCGUGCAGAGAUCUAUUGAUGUUUGGUCUUUUGUUCUUUCUUUACGUAUUCGAGUUCUAUUGGACAAUGCAAAAUGGGCAUAUUUGGGUGGCUUUACAGAAGAAAAGCAGAAAAGAAGAAGGCAGAAAACUGCUGCAUGGCUAAGGGAGUGUGUAUUACAGCUUGGCCCAACUUUCAUUAAACUUGGACAGUUAUCAUCAACAAGGUCGGAUCUAUUUCCUCGGGAGUUUGUAGACGAGCUUGCGAAAUUGCAGGACAGGGUACCUGCUUUUUCUCCUAAGAAAGCAAGAGGCUUUAUUGAGAGUGAAUUAGGAGCACCCAUUAAUGUAUUGUUUAAAGAGUUUGAAGAUCGGCCCAUUGCUGCUGCUAGUCUUGGUCAGGUUCAUCGAGCUAUAUUACACAAUGGAGAAAAGGUAGUUCUCAAAGUCCAAAGGCCUGGACUAAAGAAGCUUUUUGACAUUGACUUGCGAAACUUAAAGCUGAUUGCAGAAUAUUUUCAGAGAAGUGAAACUCUAGGGGGUCCAACAAGAGAUUGGGUUGGUAUCUAUGAAGAAUGUGCAACGAUUUUGUAUCAAGAAAUUGAUUAUAUAAAUGAAGGAAAGAAUUCUGAUAGAUUCCGCCGAGAUUUUCGAAACAUAAAGUGGGUCCGAGUACCUCUGGUUUAUUGGGAUUAUACUGCAUCGAAGGUAUUGGCAUUGGAGUAUGUACCAGGUAUCAAAAUAAAUGAAGUGGAUAUGUUAACUUCACGUGGUUAUGAUCGAUUACGAAUCUCAUCACACACUAUUGAGGCAUACUUGAUUCAGAUAUUGAAAACUGGUUUCUUUCAUGCUGAUCCACAUCCUGGAAAUCUUGCCGUUGAUGUUGAUGAAGCAAUUAUUUAUUAUGACUUUGGUAUGAUGGGGGAGAUAAAAUCUUUCACCCGAGAGAGGCUGCUUGAACUGUUCUAUGCUGUCUAUGAGAAGGAUGCCAAAAAGGUCUAGUUUCUACUUUGAUUGCAUCUUUGUAAACAUGGGAGACAUUAUCACAACAAGUACUUCCCAUCUGAUGUCUUGAUAAACUAAUAUCAAAAUUUGUUUUCUAUUGUUUCUUCAUGCUUCUUUCUUUUUGUAGACAUGUAAGAUUACAUGGAGCUUGAUAUAUAUCAAAAUAUGAAACUUGUAUAGGAAUUAUAUGUUAGCAAACGUUAAUUUGUGUGCAAUGUUUAGGGAGAAAUUUACUGUUUGAGAGAUGAAUACAAGGUAAACAAUGAUGGAUUAGCAAACCUUUGUGCACCAAUCUCCAAAGCUUAGCUCUGAGGGAAGUGUCCUCUAUUCCUUUUAGGAAAAUUUCCCCUUGAAGUGGGAGAACUCCGAGAGGAGAUGCUAAGGACUUUCCUAUUUGGAUAUACACCAAGGUUUAGCCUUAAGUCCUUGCAUGUCUAACCUAGUCUUGGAUGUGCUUAUCAAGGACAUACAAAAGAGUUUCCUUAUUUUUGUAUUUUUUUGAGCAUGAUAUAGUCUUGAUUGAGAAAUCAAGGGAAGCAAUUAACAUUAGGCUUGAACUUUGAAGGAAAAUUUCGGAAACAUAGGGUUUUCAUUUAAGUAGGAGUAAGACAGUAUAUGCAAUGCAAUUUUAGAAAGACAUAGGAGCAAGAUGACUCAUAAGUAAAGUGGGAGAAUAUAUCAUCAUACCAUAGGUUUUUAAGCUUAAAGUUGGGUUCAAUCAUGCAAAAUGAUGGAAAAAAGGAAUGAUAAUGUUACAGACGAUACAAGAUGGAUAAAACGAGAAAGGUAUCAGAGGUUAUUUGUGAUGGCAAAGUAACCAUCAAAUUCAAAGGCAGGUUUUAUCACACAACUAUAUGCCCAACUAUACUCUAUGGUAGUGAAUAUUGGACUAUGAGAGAACAACAUGAAACAG